AUGAACCAAGACCUCUCCAACUACACUACCACCUUUCGCGCAUCGCAGCCACGCCGCAUCAAGCGCAAUCGGCAAACAGUUUCGUGCUGUAGCUGCCGAUUACGGAAGUUAAAAUGCGAUAGACAGCAGCCUUGCGGAGCCUGCCGGAAACGGGGUGAGGAGAACGCGUGUCGAUUUGGGCCGGCGCCGAAACGUGCCUCUUCAUCUGCCGGAAAAGAUGAGAUUCGGAAGGAAUUGAGGCAUAUGAGGCUUGCCCUCGAGGCCUUGGCUGAAAAGUCUGGAACCGGAAGGGAUGUCUCGCACAGCCAGCUGGCCGAGAGCAUCAACCGCAUGCAGAGGGCCCUCGAUGCGGACGAAGCCACUGUAUCUGCAGAACCUGCAAGCGCACAGAGUGAAGUCGACGUGGUAUUUGGAUCAUUGUCGCCUACAACUCUUCUCGAGAUCCACAGGGCGUUGCCGAGUCGACAAGCCAUGGACAGCAUGAUCGCUGCGUAUUUCAACGCGCGAUAUUUGACUGCUCCGUUUAUCCAUGCUCACCAGUUCAAGAGGCAGUAUGAGCUGUUCUGGAACUCUCCAGAGUCUGUGCAUUUCCUCUGGGUCAGCAUACUGUUUUCCGUCUUGGCAAUUGGAGCUGUUGUGACGAAUGCAAAGGGGACCAGCCCCAUACCGGUUGACCCUUUGACAUAUCUGAGCAUGUCAGCGAGGUGUCUCUUAGCAGGUCAAUACCUCGAGGCUGAAGAACUUUCAAUCGAGGCCCUGGCCAUGUAUUCCCACUCGAGAUUUACUAUACGAGGGAGCCAGGAUGUUGCCCUUCACUCUUUAUGUGGCAUGACUGUUCGGCUGGCUCAGCUACGAGGUUAUCAUCGCGUCCCGUCUGAUCCCUCGCUUGCACUCACCCCGUUUCAAGCCGAGAUGAGAAGACGUGUGUGGUUUACCAUUCAGCUUUACGAUGUCCUCUGUGCUUUUGGUCGAGGGUUGCCGUCUCUUAUACACGAGGAUAACUGUCACACUGGUCAUCCAACAAAUGUUACUGAUGAUGACUUUGAUGAAGAUAGCACCUUUUUGUCCCCUCGGCCGUUGACGGACCCUCAGAGUAUGGCCGCAUGUGUUUACCAAUCCAUGUUGCUCCCAAUCUUGCGUCGCAUCAUCCGUCAUGCUCUUGGGCUUAAAGCUUGCACUUACCCAGAUGCCAUACUCCUGGGCCAUGAGCUGGAAACGUGGUACCUGUCGAUACCACCAUACCUACGUGCACGCUCGAUUCGGAGCACUUCCUUUACUGACCAGAGUCAUACGGUCAUGGAUAGGAUCAUGCUGGAGCUUCUGUACUCGAUGGGUAACAGCAUACUCUAUCGCCCGUUUCUCGAUCUCACCAAACCCCGAGACCAGCUGUCUCAGGUGUCCCUGGGUAUCUGCCGAAGAAUGGCAAUGAGGGGAGUGAGGGCAUAUAUCGAAGUAGAUCGAGAGCUGCAAAGAGGAGGACGCUUGCACGAGGAUCGCUACAUCGCAAUCAAUUUGUCCAGCAGUGACUUUAUGGUCUGGAAGAUUCUGGCUCCCCUUGAAUUCGCCGACUGCCCAGAUAUGCCUAUCCAAGAAAGCAGCAAUGUCAAAGACUUGCUGGAGACAGCUUGUCAGAUGUGGUCUGCUAGAGCAGCGACUUCCAUGCAUGCAUCCGAGGCCUCGAGGGUUCUUCGAGUGAUAUCGGGCCAGAUUCAAAUCGCCCAACACUUGGUGAUUGAGAUUCCCUACGACACCUCGAAUUUUUAUCGUGCAGAGGAUAUGGGGAAUCAGGAGGAACAAACCCAGCCGUUAUCACACUAUGAGCAAAAUGAGGGGGAGCCAUCGGAGGCCCUGGCUCUCAGCGAGGCCUUCCCGGAAAUCACGAGGUCCCUCAUCGUCCCUGCGUUCAACGAGCCUCUCGUCUUGGAGAAAUCUUCGACCCCAACUGUGACAGCCCCAGGAACCGCCUUGGUGCGUAUUCUGAGCACCUCUGUACGACCUCACAACCGCAAUGGCUUUGCAGGAAAGGGAUUUCUUUCCUUCACUCUCCCCUUUGCCCCCGGAGACACUGCCGUUGCCCGAGUUCUCUCUGUCGGAGAUGGCGCUGUUGCUGUGAAGCCGGGUCAGCUCGUCUUCAUCAAUGGCUUCGUCGCCGCCAGAGAUGAUCCUGAUGGAACUAGAGUCUUGAUUGGUCUUCAUGAUGGCGGUGGCAAGGCGCGAGAUGUCGAAAUUUUUGAAUUGUACAAAGGUCUCUGGAGGGAUACUGCGACCAUGCCGAUUGAGAAUUGCUUGGUCCUUAAUGAGGCGAUUCUGAGGGACCAGAUGGGCUACUCUUACGCUGACUUGAACUACAUCCAACGUCUGGCCGUUGCAUAUGGCGGCAUCAGUGCUGCUGGUCUCCGCACUGGAGAGACCGUUAUUGUUGCACCUGCGACUGGUCACUUCUCCGGUGCGGUCGCUGAGAUCGCCGCACAGAUUGGCUGUCGAGUGAUUGCACUCUCACGCUCAGCUUCUAAGCUGGAGCCUCUUACAAGCCGCUACCCUAGAAUCACCGCCCUUGAACUCACCGGCGAAACCGAAAAAGACAUCGCAGCAAUCCGAAAACUCUGCCCAGAAGGCGCAGACACGUUCAUCGACGUCUCGCCCCCACAAGCAACCGCGUCCCCGCACCAUCUCUCCGUCUCCCUUGAUUCACUCCGACCCUUCGGCAGGGCUGUCUUUCUUGGUGCCAUGCUGGGUGUCAGUGUCAACUACAUGGGCAUUAUGACUCGUAACAUCACUAUCAAAGGCCAGUUCAUGUACACGCGAAGGGAGCUAGUCUCACUCAUCAAGUUGAUCGAGGCUGGGGUCUUGAAACUCGGCAAGGAUGCUGGGCAUGAGACCGUGGGCGGCGGGUUCGCGCUUGAGGAUUGGGAAGAGGCGCUGGUAGUUGCGGAGGGGGCUACGGCAUGGGGUCAACAGGUCGUGUUUACGCCCUGA
This is a messenger RNA of Fusarium vanettenii 77-13-4, 2976 nucleotides long. RefSeq lists its product as uncharacterized. Bases 1 to 2976 code for a protein of 991 amino acids. Gene Ontology annotation, biological process: DNA-templated transcription; regulation of DNA-templated transcription. The transcript is spliced from 3 exons. The record is from RefSeq and is a predicted model, not a curated record. Gene Ontology annotation, cellular component: nucleus. Gene Ontology annotation, molecular function: DNA-binding transcription factor activity, RNA polymerase II-specific; DNA binding; zinc ion binding. Lineage: Eukaryota; Fungi; Ascomycota; Sordariomycetes; Hypocreales; Nectriaceae.